AUGGAAACAGGUGGUUACGUUGGUGUUAAUUCUUUCGGAUUUGGUGGUGCAAAUUGUCACGUACUGUUGAAAUCGAAUCCUAAAAAUAAAAUCAACAACGGAGAAUCAAACGGUUUGCCGAGACUUGUAUUUGUAUCUGGUCGUACUGAGCAGGCUGUAGAAACUCUUUUAAAUGAUGUGAAAAGUAGACAGCUGGAUGUAGAAUAU
Molecule: messenger RNA, 207 nt
Organism: Dinoponera quadriceps
Lineage: Eukaryota; Metazoa; Arthropoda; Insecta; Hymenoptera; Formicidae
Product: fatty acid synthase-like
Exons: 3
Biological process (GO): fatty acid biosynthetic process
Molecular function (GO): fatty acid synthase activity
Source: RefSeq, a predicted model, not a curated record